AUGUUGAAAUUGACUAGUGUUGAAAUUCUUCUUGUUAUUUUUAUAAUCUAUGGGAAAGAAACAAUUUGGAACUGUUAUGAAAAUUAUCAGGAAUGUGUUGCAGAAAGCAACAAAACAGAUCAUAUUAACGUGGAUAACGUUGGAUCUCAUAAUCUUAUAGAAUUCUGCUCUCAUUAUACACAAAAUAUUCUUCUGUGUCUGGCUAAAAAAUUGGGUUUAACAAAAAGUAUGUCAGUGUCGACAUUUUCACUUCUCCUUGUUGUUUGUGAGGCAGAAACCAAAGGCAACAUAUCAACUACUAUCGAAGUGCAGCGAACUUUGAAACAUUUGGCGCGGCUAUAUGCAUAUCUUUGUGCUUAUUCAAAUAUCAUGGAUUUACAUCGUGACACAGAAUGCUUCCAAUAUCUAAUGAAACGCUGUGUUCUAAACAUGCCGGAUGAUAGCUGUAUGUUCUAUCAUUGUGGGAAAUUAUACCUUAAUUUAUCAGGAUCUCCCCAAAAAAAUCUGUCCACACAGCAGCAACAGAAAACAACAAAAACAAUCAAAACAGUUAAUCAACGUAAUCAAUUAACAGUUCUCAAGAAUCAUCAAGACCGAACCACUGCUCUCCUUAUUACAAUAUUAAUCUUCAUAGGUAUGACGCAAUAA
Molecule: messenger RNA, 648 nt
Organism: Brugia malayi
Lineage: Eukaryota; Metazoa; Nematoda; Chromadorea; Rhabditida; Onchocercidae
Exons: 4
Coding region: 1-648 (215 amino acids)
Source: RefSeq, a predicted model, not a curated record